GGACUGCGAGGGCGAGGAGAGAAGGCGCGCUUUUUCUAAACGGCAAGGUCGCCCGCCGCGUUUUCUCUCCAGUGCAAACAUUUAUAAAGUACCCAAACCUGCAAAGCUAGCCAAUUUCUGAUAAUUUUAUUUCCAUCAAUGGAUAAUUCUCAACUCCAAGCUUUUCAGAUAAGGGAUCGCAGACCCGACGCUCUCGGCAACCUCAAAGUCCUUCCCGAUGAGCUCGUCUGUGCUAUUUUGGAGAAUCUUACUCCUCGAGAUGUCGCUCGUCUCUCUUGCGUCAGCAGUGUGAUGUAUAUAUUAUGCAAUGAAGAACCGCUAUGGAUGAGUUUAUGCCUCAACAAGGUUAAUGGUCCGCUUGAGUACGAAGGAUCCUGGAAGAAAACAACGCUGCAUUUAGAGAAUGUGCCAGAUGAAUAUAAAGAACGUUGUGGAAAACAACUUCAUUUUGAUGGUUUCAACUCUUUAUUCUUGUAUAGAAGAUUUUACAGGUGCAAUAUCACAUUGCGUGAGUUUUCAUUUGAUGUUGGAAAUGUGGAAAGAAAGAAAGGCCUCUCUUCAGAAGAAUUUUUCUCUCAGUAUGAUGGGACAAAACCGGUUUUACUUUCCGGAUUGGCUGACGAUUGGCCAGCGAGGAAUACAUGGACAAUUGAUCAGCUGUCAAUGAAAUAUGGAGAUAAAGCUUUUAAAAUUUCUCAGAGGAGCUCUCGGAAAGUUUCAAUGAAAUUCAAGGAUUAUGUCUCAUACAUGAACUUUCAGCAUGAUGAGGAUCCACUAUAUAUUUUUGAUGAGAAGUUUGGGGAAACUGCACCCGGCUUAUUGAAAGAUUACUGUGUGCCUCAUCUAUUUCUAGAAGACUUUUUCGAGGUCCUAGAUAGAGAACAGCGACCACCCUUUAGAUGGCUUAUUAUUGGACCAGAGAGGUCUGGUGCAUCUUGGCAUGUUGAUCCUGCACUCACCAGUGCCUGGAAUACUCUUCUAUAUGGUCGUAAAAGGUGGGCUUUGUAUCCCCCUGGUAGGGUACCCAUGGGUGUCACAGUACAUGUAAAUGAAGAAGAUGGUGAUAUAAAUAUUGAUACUCCAUCAUCACUGCAGUGGUGGCUAGAUUUUUAUCCACUUCUUGCUGAUGAAGACAAGCCAAUAGAGUGUACCCAGCUUCCAGGGGAGACAAUUUUUGUUCCAAGCGGAUGGUGGCACUGUGUCCUAAAUCUUGAAACAACUAUUGCUGUUACACAAAACUUUGCAAAUUCCAAAAACUUUGAAUAUGUAUGUCUGGAUAUGGCACCAGGUUAUCGUCAUAAAGGAAUUUGCCGUGCUGGAUUUUUGGCUGUUGAUGAAGACAUUUUACGAGACGUUGAAAAGAAUGCAGUGAAUCAUGAAGAUGAUCUAAGUUACCCAGACCUGACAAGGAAAGAAAAGAGGGUCAGAAUUCAAAAACUCAGAGAAGAUCCUGAACAAGAGACAACUACUCAUGGUGACUCUAAAAUUUAUGAGUUGUGGAGACGAGAUUUUUCUUAUGAUAUAAAAUUCUUAGGCAUCUUCUUGGAUAAGGAGAAAGACCAUUAUAGUUCGCUAUGGAGCCCAGGAAAUUCCAUUGGACAACGAGAAAUGAGAGAAUGGCUAUCCAAGCUUUGGAUCGGAAAAACAGGAAUAAGAGAGCUUAUAUGGAAGGGAGCAUGUCUAGCACUAAAUGCGGACAAAUGGUUCAAUUGCCUAGCAGAAAUUUGUGCAUUCCACAAUUUGCCUCUUCCCACAGAUGAUGAAAAGCUUCCUGUUGGCACGGGUAGCAAUCCUGUUUAUCUCUUAGCUGACCAAGCAGUUAAAAUCUUUGUUGAAGGAGGUCUGGAAGCUUCAAUGUAUGGUUUAGGCACUGAGCUUGAGUUUUACUCUAUGUUGCAUAAAGUCAACUCUCCUCUGAAAACUCAUGUUCCUGAAAUUUUGGCGAGUGGAGUUCUUUACCUUGAGAAUGGAACUUACAAAAUUGUGCCUUGGGAUGGCAAAGGAGUGCCUAAUGUGAUUGGAAAAUGCAAUUUUAUUCCAGUGAAUUGCAAAGAGGAUGAUUUUCCUUUUGGUUUGUGGGCCAAGAAACAGUAUGAGUGCAUAAAAGCUGGGAUGUCAAUAAAUGAACAGACAAAUUCAGCUGGAUGCACACAGAUAUGGCCAUUUAUCAUCACAAAGCGAUGCAAGGGAAAGAUAUUUGCUGAAUUAAGAGAGAGACUGUCAUCGGAAGAUACUCUAAAUUUGGCUUGCUUUCUGGGAGAGCAGCUGCGUAACCUUCAUCUUUUACCCUAUCCAUCUAUCAAUAAGUCAACUUUCUCAGAUAUUAAACAAAAAAUGGAAUUGCCCUUUGCUAAUGGUUCCACAGAGGAUACUCCCUAUAAAUCUGACAUUCCUGCAGAAUGGGAAAUCUUCAUCAGAACUCUAUCCAGGAAGAAAAGGAAUAUCAAAAGCCGGUUGACAAAUUGGGGAGAUCCAAUCCCAGAAACUCUCAUACAGAAAGUUCAUGAAUAUAUCCCUGAUGAUUUUAGGAAGUUGGUGGAUUCAUACCAGAAUGAAAAUGAUGUGUGCAAAAUCUGUAAACCUUGCUCCUGGAUACACUCGGAUAUUAUGGAUGACAAUGUUCACAUGGAACCAAAUUGUGUUAGCUAUUGCUUGAGUGGAAACAAUGCAGAUGCUUGUCUGAUGGAUAGUGACUCGAAUGGCUACAAAGAUGUUAGAGAUGAUAAGUCAUGGAGUCCCAGCUACAUUCUUGAUUUUAGUGAUCUUUCUGUUGGUGACCGCAUUUAUGACCUGAUACCUGUAUACUUGGAUGUAUUUAGAGGUGACUCCAGUCUUCUUAAAAAAUUUUUGGAGAGUUAUAAACUACCUUUGUUGACAAGCGAGUAUGAAUCAGUGAAGAGCAGUAACAAGUUUGGACGACUUUCAUAUCAUGCCAUGUGCUACUGUGUCUUGCACGAAGAGAAUGUCUUGGGGGCUAUUUUCAGUAUAUGGAAGGAACUCAGAAUGGCAAAUUCGUGGGAGGAGGUUGAGCUGACUGUGUGGGGGGAACUAAACGACUACAAGGGCAUCUCUUGAUGGCUUGCUGCUCGUUUAAUCGGGUGACUAACAGUUUCUGAUAAAUUUAACAAUUGGAUUUAUACCUGAUAGAAUGGUCAUUGUAUUCUUUUUCUUUUGUAAUUAAAUUAUAGGUAUCCUCUCCAAAAUUCAAUUAACGUGUGAUUAGAAAUUCGAAUCAUUACUCAAUUGUCUUGACAUUACAAAAAUGUUGACACAAUAAUGUAUUGUAACAAUCAUUUACCUUACGUCUGUAACACAUGAGCAUUAAAUUCAUUUCAUUUAUAAAUGAAAAUUUUUAUGUUUGAUAUUUUUAA
This is a messenger RNA of Hevea brasiliensis (rubber tree), 3371 nucleotides long. Its product is annotated as lysine-specific demethylase JMJ21. Gene Ontology annotation, molecular function: protein binding. Gene Ontology annotation, cellular component: cytoplasm. Lineage: Eukaryota; Viridiplantae; Streptophyta; Magnoliopsida; Malpighiales; Euphorbiaceae. The transcript has 16 exons. Bases 139 to 3075 code for a protein of 978 amino acids. The record is from RefSeq and is a predicted model, not a curated record.